AUGUACUACGCUCUGGGAUCCCUUGCCCUUGUCGCCUUUGCGACCGAGGUGCUGGCCACGCCUCACCCCAUGAUCACGGCCUCCCCGACUCUGGCCAAGCGUGACUCCUGCACCUUCUCGGGCUCAGACGGUGCGGCCUCUGCCAGCAAGUCCCAGGCCGACUGUGCCACCAUCACCCUGUCCGACAUCACCGUCCCCUCGGGCACCACCCUUGACCUGAGCGACCUUGAGGACGACACCACUGUCGUCUUCGAAGGCACCACCUCAUGGGAAUACGAGGAGUGGGACGGACCUCUGCUCCAGAUCAAGGGCACUGGCAUCACCAUCAAGGGUGCCGAUGGAGCCAAGCUGAACCCGGAUGGUUCUCGCUGGUGGGACGGCGAGGGCUCCAACGGCGGCGUCACCAAGCCCAAGUUCUUCUACGCCCACUCGCUCAAGGACUCGACCAUCGAGAACCUCUACAUCGAGAACACCCCCGUCCAGGCCGUCUCCAUCAACAGCUGCGAUGGCCUCACCAUCACCGACAUGACCAUCGACAACUCGGCCGGUGACGACGCCGGUGGCCACAACACCGAUGGCUUCGACAUUGGCGAGAGCAACAACGUUGUCAUCACCGGCGCCAAGGUCUACAACCAGGACGACUGCGUUGCCGUCAACUCCGGUACCGAGAUCACCUUCAGCGGCGGUACUUGCUCUGGUGGCCACGGUCUGUCCAUCGGCAGCGUUGGUGGCCGCGACGACAACACCGUCGACACGGUCACCUUCAAGGACUCAACCGUCUCCAACUCGGUCAACGGUAUCCGCAUCAAGGCCAAGUCCGACGAGACCGGUGAGAUCAAGGGCGUCACCUACUCGGGCAUCACCCUUGACUCCAUCUCCAAGUACGGCAUCCUGAUCGAGCAGAACUACGACGGCGGUGAUCUGCACGGCGACCCCACCUCCGGCAUCCCCAUCACCGACCUGACCAUCGAGGACAUCUCCGGCUCCGGCGCCGUCGACUCGGACGGCUACAACAUCGUCGUCGUCUGCGGUGAUGAUGGCUGCUCCGACUGGACCUGGUCCGGCGUUGAGGUCAGCGGUGGUGAGGACUACUCUGACUGCGAGAACGUCCCCAGCGUUGCUUCCUGCAGCACUUAA
Aspergillus mulundensis is the source of this 1137-nucleotide messenger RNA. RefSeq names its product glycoside hydrolase family 28 protein. Gene Ontology annotation, biological process: pectin catabolic process. The record is from RefSeq and is a predicted model, not a curated record. Gene Ontology annotation, cellular component: extracellular region. NCBI's taxonomy places the organism in Eukaryota, Fungi, Ascomycota, Eurotiomycetes, Eurotiales, Aspergillaceae. Bases 1 to 1137 code for a protein of 378 amino acids. Gene Ontology annotation, molecular function: polygalacturonase activity. The transcript is spliced from 3 exons.